AACAGGAAUAGAUAUAUUCUCCCUUAUCAUUCUAUCUCAACAAAUGUUUCUCUCUCAAGAAAACAACUCAUAGCAUUGAAGAUCAGGCGAGGAUCAGAAAAGGAGGGAGUGAGAGGAAAGCAAAGCGAAAGGAGUAGGCUAGUAUAGAGCAACCAACGAGACAAAAGAGACUGCAUUGAAUGUGGUGGUUUCCGUCUCGGAAGCCACAUAAUAUAGCCACAUUUUCUCUUUAUUCUAGACGGUGAGAAUACACCGGGGAGGGGACCAUUUACUUGAAGAGAAGGUGAAAUUCUACUCUUUCGAAGUGCGUAGUCACGAGGACUCUAAACGUCUAGUCGCGGACUGGGUGCAUCUUUACUACAUCGAGUGUUCUUUUUCUGUGGGUUGGAGAUCGACCAGAACAAAGGGAGUCUUGAGCAAGGAGUGAGUGAGCGAGCCGAGCCCCAUUAGUCAUUACCGCCUCUGAAACCAGGCCAAAUGCGUCUCUGAAAGCGACAAUAUACCGUUUUCUCAAUUUCUGUCCGAAUAUUUUUGCCCAUAAGAGGAAGAAGAUUAAAAAAACAUCAAUCGGCGCCCAAAAUGUUUCCUCAAAAUCGACCCCCGGCACCUCUCCAGCCACCCCCUGGGUCCUCGGCGUCGGCAGCUGCAGCUUCGGGAACCCCCCAGGCCCUGAAGCUCACAUACCCAGAGACCCUGGACCGCAUCAAGGAGGAGUUCCAGUUCCUCCAGACCCAGUACCACAGCCUGAAGAUGGAGUGUGAGAAACUGGCCACAGAGAAGACUGAGAUCCAGAGACACUACGUCAUGUAUUACGAGAUGUCCUACGGCCUUAAUAUUGAAAUGCACAAACAGACGGAGAUCGCCAAGCGGCUGAACGUGAUCUGUGCCCAGCUCAUCCCUUUCCUGUCACAGGAGCACCAACAACAGGUGGUCCAGGCCAUGGAGCGCGCCAAGCAGCAACAGCUGCAGGCGCAGCACCUCUCUCAGCACGUGGCCCAGGGCUUGCAGGGCCUGCAGAGCCUGCAAAUGGGGCCCCACCCUGGGGGCCUCCCUCACCCUGGCCUGGCGCUGGGCGGUGGGUCUGGCCUACUGGCCCUGUCCGGGGCCCUGGGGGCCCAGCUGGCUGCCAAAGAGGGCCAUGAGAGGGCCCACAUGGAGGCUGCUGCUGCUGCUGCCGCCGCAGAGCACCACAGAGGCUGGCUGCGGGGACGCGGGGCGAUGCUGUCCAUCAUGGACGUAGACCGCGAGGCUGGACCGAGCUCUAUGUCCAACGGGGAUAAGGGCCGUUCAGCAGACUACCUCGGCAAUGGGAAGAAGAGGAAAGCUGACGAGAAGGAGUUCAUGACAGAUUAUGGCAGCGAUGCGGAUAAGAGUGAUGAUAAUUUGGUGGUGGAUGAGGACCCCUCAUCCCCCCGCAGUGUGCACUCCUACUCGUCCAGAGAAAACGGCCUGGACAAACUGCCCUCCCGUAAAGACGCCCUUCCCCAGGCCAGCCCUGCCUCCCUGGCCUCCUCCAGCAGCCAAGCCUCGCCCUCCCGCAGCAAGGACCGGGAGCCGCCGAGGGAGAAGUCCAGUACCCCAGGUAUGAAGCCAGGCACCCCCCACAGUUCCCAGGACUCCUCCACCCCUGGCCCCAGUGCCCCCCCACAGUUCCGCCCCCUCCCUGGAAAACCUGGCGUUGACCCUCUGGCUCUAGGUCUGAGGAACCCUCUGGCGGUGCAGGGGGCGUACCCCCCCGGGGCGUUUGGCCUGCCCCCUCCAGGGGUGAAUGGGGAACUGGCGGGGGCAGCAGCAGCCUACGGGGCUGGGCUCCACCUGGUCUCCCCCCAGAUGAAUGGCUCUGCAGCAGCAGCUGGAUAUGGACGAUCAGCAGUGGUGGGUUAUGAGUCUCCUCACCCCCACAUGAGGGUCCCAGGGUUACCCGCCAGCCUUCAGUCUGCUGCCUCAGGAAAACCUGCUUACUCUUUCCACGUCAGUGCGGAUGGACAGAUGCAGCCAGUUCCUUUCCCUCCGGAUGCUCUGCUGGGCCCGGGCAUCCCACGACAUGCCCGUCAGAUCCACACUCUGAACCACGGAGAGGUGGUGUGUGCCGUCACCAUCAGCACCUCCACACGCCACGUCUACACCGGCGGCAAGGGCUGUGUCAAGGUGUGGGACAUCAGCCAGCCUGGCAGCAAGAGUGCCAUGGCCCAGCUCGACUGUCUGAAUAGGGAUAACUACAUCCGUUCCUGCAAGCUCCUCCCUGAUGGGCGGACCCUCAUUGUUGGAGGCGAGGCCAGCACGUUGUCAAUCUGGGACUUGGCCACACCUACUCCCCGCAUCAAGGCGGAGUUGACGUCUUCUGCUCCGGCCUGCUAUGCUCUGGCCAUCUCCCCUGACAACAAGGUCUGCUUCUCCUGCUGCAGCGACGGAAACAUUGUAGUCUGGGACCUGCACAACCAGACCCUGGUCAGGCAGUUCCAGGGUCACACUGAUGGGGCCAGCUGUAUUGACAUCUCCAACGAUGGGACCAAACUGUGGACGGGGGGGCUGGACAACACAGUACGCUGCUGGGACCUGAGAGAGGGACGACAGCUGCAGCAGCACGACUUCACCUCACAGAUCUUCUCUCUGGGCUACUGUCCUACAGGAGAGUGGCUGGCAGUGGGCAUGGAGAGCAGUAAUGUAGAAGUGCUGCACGUCUCCAAACCAGACAAGUAUCAGCUGCACCUCCACGAGAGCUGUGUGCUCUCACUCAAGUUCGCCUACUGUGGUAAAUGGUUUGUGAGCACAGGCAAAGAUAACCUCCUGAACGCAUGGCGGACACCCUAUGGAUCAAGCAUAUUCCAGUCAAAGGAGUCGUCUUCGGUGCUCAGCUGUGACAUCUCCCCCGAUGACCAGUUCAUUGUGACGGGCUCCGGUGACAAGAAGGCCACUGUGUACGAAGUUAUCUACUGAGGAAGGAGCGCUCUGAUUGGAUAAAGUGGGGGCGAGGCUCCCUUGGUGCCCCAAGGACUGUAAAGAGAGUGGCGGGUGUCGUGGAGACCAGAGACACACGUUGUACUUUGUUGUUUUGUUUACGUUUGUAAAGGAUUCAGAUGAGGGCGAAGUCAGAUCUCUGGAACUUUGACCUUUAAAAAAAAAUGCUCUGAGAAAAAGCUGGUAGUCUAGCGACACAAUGCGGGAUUCUUCCAAAGACCUGUUUUUUUCCUCUCCUUUUGUUACCUUUUUUCCUGUUUUUAACAAAAUGAAACCUCUGUAGUAAACAAAAAAUUUGCGAAAAGAGAUUUUUUUUUUUGCCUUUUGAAUUCUUGACGAGCAGUAGGACCUGUGUGUGUGUGUGUGUGUGUGCGCGCCGAGGGAGAUAAGGGUUUGUAAGGGCUGUGUGGAGGGGGGUUAGAUUCAGCAGCAAUAUGGUUGUAUUAUUAUACAUGGUGAAAGGACAUACCACUACCCAGGAUAUGAAACUAAAAUGUCCGUGUUCAAGGUAUUCUGCGAUUUCAGGGAAAUGGCUACAACGACAUUAGUGUUUUCUAUUGUAUUUGUAGGGUACAUAGACAGGUAUUUUCACUACUACAUUGUGACCUUUGAACUCGGUGUAUAUAUAUAUAUAUAUAUAUAUGAACUGUAAAUAAAGCUCUAAAGAAAAGAACGUAGGUCAGAAUUGCUUAGAGCCAGGGAGAAAUAAAUUGUGCUACUAUUGAAAAACGAAUUGUAUGAUAUUUCCUUUUGAGUAUCUCAUUUGAAUUGCAUAUUCCCAAGAGAAGCAGGGCUGUGACUAACCACAUAGGACUGAUCGGUCUGGGAAGGUGGGUAAGAUCUCUGCAGCCACACAGCUCAGUGGGAGUUUUGAUAUGGUUCUGUCUGCUGGUUUUUAAUGUCAUUGUCUCCCAAACUGGAAAUGGAGCCGAGUAGGACUUGCCUCUACCUUCAGUGUCAUCGUCCCCCCCAUAUACACACCCGGUGUACUCUCUAUAUCGUGUAGCUCUGCUCAGAACAGCCUCAACCAUGAGUAGGGCUCAUAUCCAAAGGUGGACAUGGUCCAGGAGUGGGCAGUUCUGCCUGUGUACAGAUGGAUGAUAACGCAAUGUGUUCAAAGCUACUGUGUGACCCCUGUAAAUCUGAAUGGUCUGACGAGUGUACAUGUUGAGAGAUAUCAUGGAGGCCCUCCAGGGCCAUGUCUUAUAAUGAACUCUCAUUAGGAGUGGGAUGAAGUUGCCUGGGCCUAGACAAUGAUCUAUGGGCAACGUCUACCUGGAGGAGUUGGUGAUGAUGGGAUGAUUGAGGUGGAUGUUACCACAUUCUCUAGAAGGGGAAGAUGGGGAGCCAGUGCGUGGCCAAGGGAAGGACCUCUGGGAGUGCUGUGGGUGGGAUGGUCUGGGGGAGAGUUCAUUUAGCAUGGCCCUGUGCCCUGGGUGUGCAGAGUUCCAUUGGUCCUUAAGUGAACUCUCCACCCACCUGAGGCUCCGGGCCAUGCAAAAUGAACUAGCCUAUUGAUGUGGGCGAUGUAAUGAGACUAAUAAACUAUUUUGUAUGGUU
This is a messenger RNA of Oncorhynchus tshawytscha (Chinook salmon), 4518 nucleotides long. Its product is annotated as transducin-like enhancer protein 1. Lineage: Eukaryota; Metazoa; Chordata; Actinopteri; Salmoniformes; Salmonidae. Gene Ontology annotation, cellular component: transcription regulator complex; nucleus. The record is from RefSeq and is a predicted model, not a curated record. Gene Ontology annotation, molecular function: transcription corepressor activity; protein binding. Gene Ontology annotation, biological process: regulation of DNA-templated transcription; negative regulation of canonical Wnt signaling pathway.